GUUAAAACGAUGUAUGCCAUACGUAUUACUUGAAGGACGUCAAGUGACACUUGCACUCCUUCGCCUUACGUGAAUGAGUAUUAUAGGCACCGCCAGGGGCUUGGCGUCCUUAUCUUUGGACACUACGAAUAUGACUCUUGUUUGAUUGUAUACACACAAAUAAAACACGUGUUUUUUGCUGCUUGGAAGGAGAAUCGGAGCUCGUAUUGUGGACAACCAGACGGAAAAUGUCCGAUUCUGAAGAUGACAGGCUACCAGAUGUUCCCACGGCCCCGAGGCAAAAGCGAUUUCGCUUUAAGACGUUCGCGGAACGCGUAUCUGAGGUCGAGGUCGACGUCUAUCGGCGCCUUGCCCCGGUCAAGUCUGAGCCCAGCGGGGGCUCCUGGCUCGCUGAUGGCUUGACUCACUGGCGGGAGCUCAACAGCGCCUCACACUUCCUCGAGGUCGCUGCGGCGCUGCAGCCGCUGUGCCAGUCGCUGCCGCAGCUGCUGCACCAUCGGGAUGCAGUCGCGCGCAUCCUGCUAGGCUCCCUGGAGCCGGCGGCGCGCCUCGGCCUGCCCGCGCUGCUGGACCUGCUGGCGGCCUUCGCGCGGGACCUGCAGCAGGAGUUCGUACAGCUGCUGCCGAAGACUGUACGGCGGAUCGUACAGCUGCUGGAUGGCGGAGCGGGACGGGAGCCGGAGUCCCUGGAGUCCAUCUUCACGUGCGUCUCCCACAUCUGCAAGCACCUGGUCCGCUACCUGGCAGCCGACCUCCCCGCCGCCCUGCGCGCCACCGCGCCCCUGCGCUACCACUCGGCGGACUACGUACGGCAGUUUGCGGCGCAGGCGGUGGGCUUCCUGCUCCGCUCCGCGCCCUCCGCCGGCGCGCUGCGAGCGGGCGUGCGGGCGGUGCUUGCGGAGCAGGCUGCGCGGCCCACCGAGGAGCGCACGGACGGUGCGGGGCUGGUGCUGGCGGAGGCGGUGCUGGGGGUGUCGCAUGGGCUGCACAGCCGCGCGCCGCAGCUGCUUCAGCUGCUCCUGCAGGAGGACCUGCUGCAGCCGGGGGAGCUGCGGCCCGCGGCGGCGGCCAAGAAGGCGACGAAGGAGGAGGCAGCAGCGCAGGUGGCUCCGGCGGUUGUGAGUCGGGAGCAGCUGCGUGCGCGGGCGACCUGUGUGGCGCGUGUUGCGCUGGCUCGCCUGCUGGACCACCUGCGUCGCGGCAAGGGUGCAGAGCUCUGGAACGUGCUGUUAGCUGAGGCCACUGCGCGGCUGAAGGCGUACGAGUCCGCAGCGGCGGCGGGGACGCAGGGUUCCAGCGGUCGGCUGUCCGCUGCUGCCGCCGCCUCGGGUCGCAGCCUGGCUCGUGCGCUGCUGCUGGUGUCGCAGGCGGUGGGGUACUUCCGCGGCAGUCGCGUGGAGAGCUACUCGCCGCUGUUGGAGCUGGUGGGGCGGCUCAUGCAGCCCGCGACCUGGCGGCCUACCACCACCACUCGGGAGGAGGCGGAGGCGGAGGGGGACGGCACCUCCCCUGGCAGCAGCCGCAGCCCCAGCCCCAGCCCCGGCGAGAGUCCACUUGACACAGCGGCGGAUGUGGUUGAUGAGGAGCUGUUGGAUGUGUCGUUGUCGUACUCGGUUCUGGAUCUGGUGCGGGGUGUGGUGUACGGCAACCUGAAGGCGGUGGGCGCCAGCGAGGGGCCGGGGGCGCUGGGGCGCUUCGCGGGUCCCUGGUCGCCGUGCUUCAGCCGGCCGCCCGCAGCGGAGGUGCUGCCGUUCGUCAAGUCGCUCAUGGUGCCGCCGGCGGGGGCGGAGGUGGCGCGGCUGUUUGCGCCGCAGAUGAUGGGCUGCCUGGGCCGCGUGCUCAUGCAGCAGGAGGAGGAGCAGCAGCAGGGAGAUUAUGCGGGGUCAGCGUUGCUGCUGCUGCGUGACCUGUGCGCGUUGUUACAGCCGCCGGGUACCUCGGGGACCGCGGGGCUGCCGCUGCUGCUGACUGCGCAGCCAGGGGGUGUACGGCUGGCGGCGCAUGUACGGAGCCUGGCGACGGAGUGGCGGGCGGAUGCCGCUGCGGGUGACCCACGGGUCUGCGCGACUGCCUGGGCUGCUGUGUCGCUGCUGCCUCACGCUUGCGAGAACCCCACGCAGGCAAUUGCUGCGUGCGAGAGUGUCCUGCAGUCCGCCACUGCCGCCCUGCAGCGGCUGCAGCAGCAGCAGGGAGGGGCCGUGAGGAGCGACACUGCGCUGAGCGGGUUGCUGCUGCUGCGAGCCACUGCCACCGAACUACUAGCGGACCUCCUCCUCGUCCAGCAACAACAACAACAACAACAGCAAUCCGGGAUUUCCUCCUCCCUCGUGGCCGCAGCCGAGUCCUCCCUCCAAUGGGUACUCAACCAACAACAACAGCCUCAACCGCAAUCCAACCAACAACCACAACCGCAACCGCAACAGCCCGGACAGGAGGCCGCAGGAGGCGCAGAGCAGCCGACCGCCUCCGCAGCGGACUACGCCAGCAUCCGCGCCGCCGGUGCGCUCCUCACAGCAGUCCGCACCUGCACCGCCGGCCCCGCCGCCGCCUCCCAACCCGCCCGGGCGCUGCUGUCGGAGGGGCGGCUGCGGGAGCUGCUGCCCCGGCUGGCUCCGCUGAUGGCGCACGAGUCGCAGCCGCUGCGAGCCGCCGUGCUGCGCCUGCUGUGCUGCUUCGACCAGCCGUUCCUGGAGGCCCUGGGAGCCGACCCCAGGGACCCCACUGCGGCGGUGGUGCAGCAGCAGAAGGGGGGCAGCACGGGGCCCAAGUGUGAUCUGUUGGAGGUGCUGUACGGCAUUAACAGCCAGCCGUUCACCAUUGAGAGCGGCCGCAAGUGGGCGGUUGCCAUGGGCCGCUUGAAGACGUAUCUGGAGUACGGCAGGAUCCCCGAGUUCCUGGUCCCCGCCUUCUCGUACGGCCUGGUGGGGGUGCUGUACAUCCGCUUCAGCCCGCUGUGGCAGCCCGCCAGUGAGGCGCUGGCGGCGGGCCUGCAGUUCCAACACAAGGUGUCCUGGCCCAUCGUCCUCUCCUUCCUGACCUCCUCCCAACGUCGGCUCCUCGCUGCGGACUUCCCCUCCGCACCUGCGGCAUCAGCAGCCGGCAGCGGCCGCCGCCGCCGCAGCGCAGCCGCCAUCACCGCCGCCAUCACCGCCCAACCGCUCACUCACGAGAUCCCGCCGUCGCAAAACGCGUCGUACAUUGAGUCCCUGGACGAGCGUUACGUCGCCGCCGCCAGCGCCGGCACCCCGGCGGCCGCCGGCGGCGUCACUGACCCCCAGAACCGGCUGAGCCACACGCUGCGUGCCAUGGCCGCCGCGCCGUACAGCAUCAUCGAGCAGCACUCGCGCGACUGGGUGCCUCUGUUUCUGGACUACACGGCAGCGCGCGGGAGCCACUUUGACGACGGGGAGGGAGACGUGGAGGCGGCGGUGGCGGCGGCUCGGAGCGGGGCGGCGGGAGAGG
Astrephomene gubernaculifera is the source of this 3462-nucleotide messenger RNA. The record is from the annotation of a GenBank genome assembly. Lineage: Eukaryota; Viridiplantae; Chlorophyta; Chlorophyceae; Chlamydomonadales; Astrephomenaceae.